Messenger RNA from Zea mays, 2856 nucleotides. Its product is annotated as VHS and GAT domain protein. Gene Ontology annotation, biological process: protein transport to vacuole involved in ubiquitin-dependent protein catabolic process via the multivesicular body sorting pathway. Bases 749 to 2554 code for a protein of 601 amino acids. Gene Ontology annotation, molecular function: ubiquitin binding; phosphatidylinositol binding. The record is from RefSeq and is a predicted model, not a curated record. The transcript is spliced from 10 exons. Lineage: Eukaryota; Viridiplantae; Streptophyta; Magnoliopsida; Poales; Poaceae.
UGGGGAAAAAAAAAUCCGUGGACUCGCGGUCGUGUGUAUACCCCCCCACCCCCCCCCCCCCCCCCCCCCCCUGCCGCGAGAUUUUCCGCAGGAUCUGCGCGGCCGUGCCCCGAGCUGCGCGUCGCGAUUUCCCCGCCACAGAGCGGCCCGGAUGCCACACAGUGUUCUGCACCGUGCUGUUCCCCGGCAGCGCCACCGUCGCGUAGAUGGUGUACGCGCCGCCCGAGUACUCCGCGGCCGGCCCAGUGGGCACGGCGACCCUGAGGGUGUUGUCGCCGUGCUCUCCAGGUAGGUCAUCAGGACGGGCACCGCGCUGUUGCCGCCCUGGGAGUGCGAGGCGAUGAACAGGCUCCUGCCGGCCAUUGUGCUGGCGAGCUCGGUGUUGACGCCCCCCGCGACCCAGCCGCUGGUGGCCUGCGGCGCCCGGAACGCGUUCGCCGCGUGGUUCGUCCAGUACAGGCUGGCGCCGCGCACGGGGAGGUUAGUGCACCGCUGGAACAAUCGCCCUGGCGGAGAACAUGGCGGACGAGCAAUUCUCUGCUGCUGCACCAUGGCGGUGGACGCGAAGAGCACCAGCACGGCAACGAGAAGGAGCAGCGCCGACUGGCGACGAGAAGAUGCUCUUACUACCAUGAGUUCUGUUGCAGGACACACAUGACAAGCAAAAGAUGUGGUAAAGUCCCUCAAGAAACGCAUUGCACACAAGAACCCAAAAGUCCAACUUCUUGCUCUCACGUUGCUGGAGACGAUGAUAAAAAAUUGUGGGGACGUUGUGCAUAUGGUUGUUGCUGAGAGAGACAUACUUCAUGAGAUGGUCAAGAUAGUAAAGAAAAGGCAUGAUUAUCAUGUUAAAGAGAAGAUUCUCACGCUGAUAGAUACUUGGCAAGAAGUUUUUGGUGGUGCACGUGCAAGAUAUCCACAAUAUUAUGCAGCAUAUGAGGAGCUCUUGCGUGCUGGAGUGGUAUUUCCUCAAAGAUUGAAUGGUUCUGUGCCAAUCAUCACUCCUCCACAGACUCAGCCUCUCCAAAACUAUCCCUCAUCUUUACACAUUUCACAGCAGGAGGAACUUGAAUUACCAGUUUCAGAUUUCCCUGCAUUAAGCCUUACAGAAAUUCAGAACGCACGUGGCAUCAUGGAUGUUCUUUCAGAGAUGCUGGAUGCUUUAGAUCCAGGUAACAGAGAGGGGCUUAGACAGGAUGUCAUUGCAGACCUUGUGGAUCAAUGCCGUUCUUACAAGCAAAGAGUAGUGCAGCUUGUCAACAGUACCUCGAACGAGGAGUUGCUCAACCAGGGUCUUUCUUUGAAUGAUGAUAUGCAGCGUGUUCUGGCAAAACAUGAUGCUAUUGAUGCAGGUCUAGCAGUUCGAGUGGAGAAGCCGAAAUCUCUGCAGUCCCAAAUUGGAAGUUCUUCAACAAGAAAGCCAGAUACCAUGGAAGAAACAAUUCAGAGGCCUUCAGCAAGUACAACUGCCACCAGUCAGUCUCCCUUUGGGAUUUUAGCACUUCCUGCACCUCCAUCCAGUAGUUCAAAAGCACCUGCAAUACCUGCUUCUAGUAUCGACCUACUUAGUGGAGAUGAUUAUGUCAAACCCGAACCUGCAAACUCCCUAGCACUUGUUCCUGUCACUGAAUAUUCAGCUGCAGACAAGAAUGUCUUAGCUUUUGCUGAUAUGUUUGAACAAAAUACAGCCAACAAUAGCAACCAUAACCUUCCAUAUUCUUUUCUAUCUUCGACUUCAAAUUCUACUAUCUCUACAUCACAAACAUAUCAUGCACCGGUGCGACCUGUAUUGCCUCAGCAUUCAGCUGCUUAUCCAAAUGGGGCCAGAUCCAAUGCCAUUGUACCUUAUGAUCAGCAGGCCCAAUCGAACUCUACAGGUUCGCGGAAUGGGCAAACAGCCUAUGGAGGAAAUCACCAAAAGCAAGCACUAAAUUAUGGCACAGGUGAUCAAAAUGGAGACAUUCCACCAGCACCAUGGGGAACUAAGAGAUCCACUAACCCAUUUGACGACGAUCAGCUUGGUGGAAUGGCAGUGCAACCAAAAGGCAUGCAACCCCAACCAGUGCAACCCAGUCAGCAUGGGAACAAAUUCAUGUCAGCACCACCAAUGCCGAGGGGACAGCCAGGAAGAAUGCAGUUGCAACAGGUGCCUGGUGCUCAGCUUGGCGCUCUACAACCAACACAGGCUACACUGAACAUGCAGUACAGGGGCAUGCAUCCAUCGAUGCAAAUGAAUCAUGGAAUGGGCAUGUAUUCCCAACCAACGUUCGGAGGAUAUUAUGGAAUGAACCAAACACAGCUUUACGGCGUUCAUAUGUCUGGUUAUGGAUAUGGUCAGCAAUCUGGGGGCUACUAUAUUCCGAAUGCUGCAUAUGCCUAUACUAGUGCAAACGAACUUGCCCAGAGGAUGAAUGACCUUUCAGUUCAAAACGGUGAUCCAAAUGGAGCCGCAGCAAAUAAGCAGAGCAGACCUGAGGAUGCACUCUUUGGUGAUCUCUUGAGCAUCGCCAAGAUGAAGCAAAACAAACCUGCAGCUGGCAAGGUUGGCGGCUAAGUUUGAGUAAAGAAGGUACAUAAUUUUAUCUUAAUUGCCAGCAGCAGAAACCUUUCCUGACAGCGCAUAUAAUUAUUUUGCCACGUUCUAUGCAAUGCCAGAUGGCUUCUCGAUGUAAGCUCAUUUGGUAGAAAUUCAUAUUGGGAACUGGAGAUUAGGAUGCUUGUGGGGAGCCUCAUAGCAAAUAUGUCUAUAACUCUACUAUAUAUGAAAUUCUUGAGUUCUCAGUAGCAAUAUGUAUUGUCAUAAUUUCCCUCUGCAAAUAUUAAGGCAGAAUCAGAGAUUCCUGUUCUCCCUAGCCA